Messenger RNA from Guillardia theta CCMP2712, 1251 nucleotides. RefSeq lists its product as hypothetical. The record is from RefSeq and is a predicted model, not a curated record. Bases 1 to 1251 code for a protein of 416 amino acids. Gene Ontology annotation, cellular component: extrinsic component of mitochondrial inner membrane. The transcript is spliced from 2 exons. NCBI's taxonomy places the organism in Eukaryota, Cryptophyceae, Pyrenomonadales, Geminigeraceae.
AUGAGCAGCACUGUUGCUCCCGACGGGUUUGAGCUGGAUGACGUUCAGGUGGAGGCGCUAAAGGAGCAUGGAGUCAUCGGGGCUGACAACCGCUGCCUCUGCUGCGGGAAGAGGAAGGAGGAGAUGAAGACGUGUGCUACCUGCCGGCGAGUGCAAUAUUGCUCCACGAGAUGUCGGGGAAGGGACCAGGAGCGACAUGACAAGGUCUGCCCGUGGCUCCAGAAGUGCAAGGUCGAAGACGAGAUGGCGGAGAGAGGAUGGGGACUUCUGCAUGACGCCGACAAGCUCUCGAAGCUGCGAUCGCUCCUCGAGAAGUCCCCGGCGCUGCUGGACUCUGACCAGCUCCCGUCGUCGCUCACCUGGAGGAGGUGGAAGGAGUUGAAGAGUAUCAGCAGCAAGCUGCUGGACGACGAAGGCUGCACGCUCCUCAGCGCUCCUCUCACCCUCCUCCUUGUCCUCUCCCAGCACGAGGCCCUGCAAGAGCGGCUGGUCCGGACGAGGAAACAGAAGUUGGUCGUCCACAUACCGGGCGCGAGCUCCAUCGAGAGCUCCGUCCCUUCCUUCGUCUGGAGGGACGUCGCCCGCCCCUACCAGCUGGAGGUCCACCUGGUCGGGCCCCAGCUGUCAAAGUCUGCGGUUGACACGGAGGUUGUCAAGCAUCACGCGUGCUCCUACGAGACCUUCUGCCAGCAGAACCCCAAGAGCCAGCCCGACCUUCUGCUGGGCUUCAACAUGGGACUCUCCUGCCCCGACUACAGCUGGGGGGAAGCGAUGGAAGCUAUGUGGAGACACGCGUCGCCGAGAGCAGGAGCAGGAGCAGGAGCAGGAGCAGGAGCAGGAGCAGGAGCAGGAGCAGGAGCAGGAGUUCCGAUGGCGUUGACUACCGCUUCCUACAUGGAGCUGCUGGAGGAGAUCGCGAUCCUGGAGGAGGAGGGUCACUUCCGCCUGCUGUCUGCUACCGAGAACCCGAUGUGCUGGCCCGUGUGCCUUCAGAGCGGGACGGUUGCGUCUGACGUCUACCACAAGAGCCGGUGGAUAGCCCUCGGUGUGGUGGAGGGGAGGGGAAAGAGGAAGCGACAGGACGAGGACGAGGACGAGGACGAGGACGAGGACGAAGGAAAAGUGAAGAAGGUGGCAAGAGGGUCGGGGAAGGGCAAGAAGCAGGAGGAAGGGAGGAAAGGGAACAAGGGGAAGAGGGUCAGGUCACGACCUCCCCGCUCAGAGAAGAAGAAAACAAAGAAAUUUCGUUAG